Saccharomyces eubayanus is the source of this 753-nucleotide messenger RNA. It is a transcript of the gene PRP18, whose product is annotated as mRNA splicing protein PRP18. Gene Ontology annotation, cellular component: U4/U6 x U5 tri-snRNP complex; U2-type post-spliceosomal complex; U5 snRNP. The coding region runs from base 1 to 753 and encodes 250 amino acids. Gene Ontology annotation, biological process: generation of catalytic spliceosome for second transesterification step; RNA splicing. The transcript has a single exon. NCBI's taxonomy places the organism in Eukaryota, Fungi, Ascomycota, Saccharomycetes, Saccharomycetales, Saccharomycetaceae. The record is from RefSeq and is a predicted model, not a curated record.
AUGGAUUUAGAUUUAAGUAGUAUCUUAAAGGCUGAGAUUUCUAAGAAACAAAAGGAGCUUAGAAACUCCAACAAUGUUCAACCAUUAUCCCAUGGAAUAUCCCAGGAACAUGAAAGAGUGGACGCAGACGAAAUACCCCAGAAGGCAGAACAAGAUGAGAGUACAAACGAGGAAGUACCAUCGGAUUACCAGCUCGAUGAAGAUAUUGUAGAAGUCAUUGGUAAAUUGGGAAAUCGGCCAGAAAGAAUACAAGAAGCCAUAACUCAAGAUAAGACUACUUCUUCAACGAUAGAUCCAUCACAAAUCGGUUCCACAAAAGACGAAACUGUUCUGUCAAUGAAAUGUAAUCUUUAUAUUCACGAAAUACUAGUUCAUUGGAAGGCGUCCUUGGAAGAGUACCAUCCGGAGUUGUUUUUAGAUACUAAGAAGGCGCUCUUCCCGUUAUUAUUGCAACUGCGACGGGGCCAGCUCCCCACGGAUUUGCUAAUCUCCCUCGCUACUGUUCUUUAUCAUUUACAGCAACCUAGUCAGACCAACCUUGCCAUUCAAUCCUACAUGAAACUCAGUAUCGGGAAUGUGGCCUGGCCUAUUGGUGUGACAAGCGUGGGCAUCCACGCCCGUAGUGCUCAUUCCAAKAUUCAAGGCGGCCAAAGUGCUGCUAAUAUAAUGACUGACGAGAAGACAAGGCUAUGGAUCACCAGUAUCAAAAGAUUAAUAACCUUUGAAGAUUGGUUUGCCAAACAACCACGCUAG